Chelonoidis abingdonii (Abingdon island giant tortoise) is the source of this 5108-nucleotide messenger RNA. NCBI's taxonomy places the organism in Eukaryota, Metazoa, Chordata, Testudines, Testudinidae. The record is from RefSeq and is a predicted model, not a curated record.
GAUCAAGGAUGGAGGAGUGUACCGGUGCGCCGCGCGGAACUCAGUGGGCAGCGCCGAAUACCAAGCGCGAAUAAACGUCCCCCGAGUAUCCGAGCCAUGAAGAAUAUAACGGCAGUGGCGGGUAGGGACACCUUCAUCAACUGCCGGGUGAUCGGGUAUCCGUACUAUUCCAUCAAGUGGUACAAGGAUGCCUUGCUGCUUCCAGAUAACCACCGCCAGGUGGUCUUUGAGAACGGGACCCUUAAGCUGAUGGAUGUACAGAAGGGCAUGGAUGAAGGGGAGUAUCUCUGCAGCGUCCUGAUCCAGCCGCAGCUUUCCAUCAGCCAGAGCGUCCACGUUACCGUGAAAGUCCCUCCCCUGAUCCAGCCCUUCGAGUUCCCACCGGCCUCCAUCGGCCAGCUCCUCUACAUCCCCUGCGUGGUCUCCUCGGGGGACAUGCCCAUCCGCAUCACUUGGCGGAAGGAUGGGCAGGUGAUCAUCUCAGGCUCGGGGGUCACGAUCGAGAGCAAAGAGUUCAUGAGCUCCCUGCAGAUAUCCAGCGUCUCCCUCAAGCACAACGGCAACUACACGUGCAUUGCCAGCAACGCCGCCGCCACCGUCAGCCGUGAGCGGCAGCUGAUCGUGCGAGUGCCACCUCGUUUCGUGGUCCAGCCCAACAACCAGGACGGCAUCUAUGGCAAAGCAGGGGUGUUGAACUGCUCUGUGGAUGGGUAUCCCCCUCCCAAGGUCAUGUGGAAGCAUGCAAAAGGAAGCGGGAACCCCCAGCAGUACCAUCCUGUGCCCCUCACGGGCCGCAUUCAAAUCCUCCCCAACAGCUCACUGCUCAUUCGCCACGUGCUGGAGGAGGACAUCGGCUAUUACCUUUGCCAGGCCAGCAACGGCGUGGGGACGGACAUCAGCAAGUCUAUGUUCCUCACCGUCAAGAUCCCAGCCAUGAUCACGUCCCAUCCCAACACGACCAUUGCAAUCAAGGGCCAGAUGAAGGAGCUGAAUUGCACAGCCCGAGGGGAGCGGCCAAUCAUCAUUCGCUGGGAGAAAGGCGACACUGUCAUCGACCCCGACCGCAACAUGAGAUAUGCCAUCUCCACCAAGGAUAAUGGUGACGAGGUCAUUUCAACGCUCAAGCUUAAACCAGCCGACCGGGGGGACUCCGUCUUCUUCUCCUGCCAUGCGAUCAAUUCCUAUGGUGAAGACAGAGGAUUGAUCCAGCUCACUGUCCAAGAGCCUCCUGAUCCUCCAGAGCUGGAGAUUCGUGAGGUGAAAGCCCGAAGCAUGAACUUGCGCUGGACUCAGAGAUUUGAUGGAAACAGCAUCAUCACUGGCUUUGAUAUCGAAUACAAGAAUAAAUCUGAUUCCUGGGAUUUUAAGCAAUCUACCCGCAACAUCUCUCCCACCAUUAACCAGGCUAAUAUAGUGGACCUGCACCCAGCCUCCGUGUACAGCAUCCGCAUGUACUCCUUCAACAAGAUUGGGCGCAGCGAGCCGAGCAAGGAGCUCACCAUCAGCACUGAGGAAGCAGCUCCGGAUGGGCCCCCAAUGGAUGUCACCUUGCAGCCAAUGACAUCACAGAGUAUCCAGGUCACCUGGAAGGCCCCAAAGAAGGAACUCCAGAAUGGGGUGAUCCGUGGCUACCAGAUCGGCUACCGUGAAAACAGCCCCGGCAGCAACGGGCAAUACAGCAUUGUGGAGAUGAAGGCCACGGGGGACAGUGAGGUCUACACUUUGGACAACCUGAAGAAGUUUGCACAGUAUGGGGUCGUGGUGCAGGCAUUCAACCGCGCAGGGACGGGACCCUCCUCCAGAGAGAUCAAUGCCACCACACUCGAGGAUGUUCCCAGCCAGCCUCCGGAGAACGUGAGGGCAUUAUCCAUCACGUCAGAUGUGGCUGUGAUCUCCUGGUUGGAGCCCCCACGUAGUACCCUGAAUGGCGUGCUCAAGGGGUACAGAGUGAUCUUCUGGUCUCUCUAUAUGGACGGAGAGUGGGGGGAGAUGCAGAACAUCACCACCACACGGGAGCGCGUGGAAUUGCGGGGGAUGGAGAAGUUCACCAACUACAGUGUCCAGGUUCUGGCAUACACGCAGGCCGGCGAUGGUGUCCGCAGCAGUGUGCUCUACAUCCAGACCAAGGAGGACAUUCCAGGCCCCCCCGCCAGGAUAAAAGCCAUCCCAUCUUCUGCCAGCAGCGUGGUCGUGUCCUGGCUUCCCCCAACUAAGCCGAACGGGAUCAUCCGGAAAUACACCAUCUUCUGCUCCAGCCCUGGGUCCGGACAGCCAGCCCCUAGCGAGUACGAGACCAGCCCCAAGCAACUCUUCUACCGCAUCGCCCACCUCAACCGCGGGCAGCAGUACAUGUUGUGGGUGGCGGCCGUGACCUCGGCAGGACGUGGCAACAUCAGUGAAAAGGUCACCAUUGAGCCUGCUGGGAAAGCCCCAGCCAAGAUCAUCUCCUUCGGCGGCACCGUCACCACUCCGUGGAUGAAGGACGUGAGGCUGCCGUGCAAUUCGGUUGGGGAGCCGGCCCCUGCCAUUAAAUGGACAAAGGACAGCGAGGAUUCUGCCAUCCCUGUGGCAGCGGAUGGGCACCGGCUGAUCCAGGCCAACGGCACACUGGUCCUGCGCUUGGUGAAAGCAGAGGAUUCUGGGUAUUACACCUGCACCGCUACCAACACGUGGGGCUUUGAUACCAUCAUCAUCAACCUGCUGGUGCAAGUUCCCCCAGACCAGCCGCGCUUGACUGUAUCUAAAACCUCCGCUUCAUCCAUCACAUUGGCCUGGAUUCCUGGGGACAACGGUGGUAGCUCCAUCAGAGGCUUUGUGCUGCAGUACUCGGUGGACAACAGCGAGGAGUGGAAGGACGUGUUCAUCAGCUCCACCGAGCGCUCGUUCAAGCUGGACAGCCUCAAGUGCGGCACGUGGUACAAGGUGAAGCUGGCAGCUAAGAACAGCGUGGGGGCCGGCCGGAUCAGUGAGAUCAUCGAGGCCAAGACACACGGCAGAGAGCCCUCCUUCAGCAAGGACCAGCAUCUCUUCACCCACAUUAAUUCUACGCACGCCAGGCUGAACCUGCAGGGCUGGAGCAGCGGGGGCUGCCCCAUCAUGGCCAUUGUCCUGGAGUACCGGCCCAAGGGCAACUGGGUCUGGCAGAGCCUCAAGACCAACAACUCGAACGAGGUCUUCCUGACGGAGCUGCGCGAGGCCACCUGGUACGAGCUGCGAAUGAAGGCCUGCAACAGCGCUGGCUGCGGGAACGAGACCACCCAGUUCGCCACGCUGGACUACGACGGCAGUACCAUUCCCCCAAUCAAAUCUGCUCAGGAGGAGGGGGAUGACGUGAAGAAGCUUUUCACCAUCGCCUGCCCUGUGAUCCUGGCCACACUUGGGGUGGCCCUGCUUUUCAUCAUCCGGAAGAAGAGGAAGGAGAAGCGUCUGAAGAGAUUGAGAGAUGCAAAGAGCUUGGCAGAAAUGCUAAUAAGCAAGAAUAACCGGAGCUUUGACACCCCAGUGAAAGGGCCCCCCCAGGGGCCCCGGCUGCACAUUGAUAUUCCUCGUGUCCAGCUGCUCAUUGAGGAUAAGGAGGGCAUCAAGCAGCUGGGGGAUGAUAAGGCUACAAUACCAGUGACAGACACGGAGUUCAGCCAAGCUGUGAAUCCCCAGAGCUUCUGCACUGGGGUAUCCUUGCACCAUCCAGCUCUGAUACAGAACACUGGACCCUUGAUUGACAUGUCUGACAUUCGACCUGGCACCAACCCAGUUUCCCGGAAGAGUGUGAAAUCUGCGCACAGCACCCGGAACAGGUACUCUAGCCAAUGGACUCUCACCAAAUGCCAGGCGUCUACUCCUGCACGUACUCUGACAUCAGACUGGAGGACUGUGGGAUCCCAGCAUGGAAUUAUGGUCACAGAGAGCGACAGCUACAGUGCCAGUUUAUCUCAGGACACGGACAAAGGGCGGAACAGCAUGGUGUCUACAGAGAGCGCCUCAUCCACCUACGAGGAGCUGGCACGAGCCUACGAGCACGCCAAGCUCGAGGAGCAACUGCAGCAUGCCAAGUUUGAGAUCACAGAGUGCUUCAUCUCAGAUAGCUCCUCCGACCAAAUGACCACAGGCACCAAUGAAAACGCAGACAGCAUGACAUCCAUGAGCACCCCAUCCGAGCCAGGUAUCUGCAGGUUCACCGCCUCCCCACCCAAGCCCCAGGACAGCGACAGAGGCAAGAACGUGGCAGUGCCCAUCCCACACAGAGCUAACAAGAGUGAUUACUGCAACCUUCCCUUGUACAUGAAAUCAGAAGCGUUCUUCCGCAAGCCUGACAUCCACGAUCCUUCUCCAGUGGUCCCGCCCAGGGAAGCCUCCAUCCGAAACCUAGCUAGGGCUUAUCACACGCAAGCGAGGCAUAUGACGCUAGACCCAGGCAGCAAGCCUUUGGGCCUGCCGCAGCCGGGCUCCUCCACAACUACUUUACCUCAGAGAACUCUCACCAUGCCUGUCUCGGCAAACUCCGCUUCUGCUUCUACAGCUGCUGCUUCCGCUCCUGCCACCGAUCCCACAGCUACCACCAUUGAUGAGCCACGCAUGCCCACACACACCAAAAUGGGAGGCUCGAGAGACUCUCUACUAGAAAUGAGCACAUCUGGUAUAGGGAGAUCUCAAAAACAAGGGGCUGGAGCAUACUCCAAAUCCUACACUCUUGUGUAGGAAACUAGAAAACCAAUUUAAAAUAAACUGCUGGUUUCCUGCAUUAUUUAUAUUGAAAUAAAAUAAACUCUUGUACAUAAUGAACUCUUUUGUAUAAAUGAAACUAUUUUCUUCUUCUCCAGAACUGAAAAAGAAACCAGGGCACAAAGAAUUUGAUGUUACAGAUUUUAAAAAAAAAUAUAUAUAUGUGAUCUUAUAUAUAUAUUUCACUUCAUUUUGAAAGGGGCACAAAAAGACUCAACAAUUUUUUUUCCCUGAUAUUAUUGGUGGUUUUGAAAAGCAAAUUCUUGAAGACAUUGCAUGCUGUUUACUGUUCUGAAAACAACAGGAGUUACUUUGAUUUGCAAAUGCUUAUGUGUUAAAACCUUUUUCUAUGAAAAAACCCAGCGCUGUGUGCAAUAAAAGUUAUGUUU